Messenger RNA from Knipowitschia caucasica, 1143 nucleotides. Lineage: Eukaryota; Metazoa; Chordata; Actinopteri; Gobiiformes; Gobiidae. The record is from the annotation of a GenBank genome assembly.
AUGGCAGCGUUCAUCAGAGAGAGCAUGGCAGCGUUCAUCAGAGAGAGUAUGGCAGCGUUACUCAGAGAGAGUAUGGCAGAGUUAAUCAGAGAGAGUAUGGCAGCGUUCAUCAGAGAGAGUAUGGCAGCGUUCAUCAGAGAGAGUAUGGCAGCGUUCAUCAGAGAGAGUAUGGCAGCGUUCAUCAGAGGGAGUAUGGCAGCGUUCAUCAGAGAGAGCAUGGCAGCGUUCAUCAGAGAGAGUAUGGCAGCGUUCCUCAGAGAGAGUAUGGCAGAGUUAAUCAGAGAGAGUAUGGCAGCGUUCAUCAGAGAGAGUAUGGCAGCGUUCAUCAGAGAGAGUAUGGCAGCGUUCAUCAGAGAGAGUAUGGCAGCGUUCCUCAAAGAGAGUAUGGCAGCGUUCCUCAGAGAGAGUAUGGCAGAGUUCAUCAGAGAGAGUAUGACAGCGUUCAUCAGAGAGAGUAUGACAGCGUUCAUCAAAGAGAGUAUGGCAGCGUUCAUCAGAGAGAGUAUGGCAGCGUUCCUCAGAGAGAGUAUGGCAGAGUUAAUCAGAGAGAGUAUGGCAGCGUUCAUCAGAGAGAGUAUGGCAGCGUUCAUCAGAGAGAGUAUGGCAGCGUUCAUCAGAGAGAGUAUGGCAGCGUUCAUCAGAGGGAGUAUGGCAGCGUUCAUCAGAGAGAGCAUGGCAGCGUUCAUCAGAGAGAGUAUGGCAGCGUUCCUCAGAGAGAGUAUGGCAGAGUUCAUCAGAGAGAGUAUGGCAGCGUUCAUCAGAGAGAGUAUGGCAGCGUUCAUCAGAGAGAGUAUGGCAGCGUUCAUCAGAGAGAGUAUGGCAGCGUUCCUCAAAGAGAGUAUGGCAGCGUUCCUCAGAGAGAGUAUGGCAGAGUUCAUCAGAGAGAGUAUGGCAGCGUUCAUCAGAGAGAGUAUGGCAGCGUUCAUCAGAGAGAGUAUGGCAGCGUUCAUCAGAGAGAGUAUGGCAGCGUUCCUCAGAGAGAGUAUGGCAGAGUUAAUCAGAGAGAGUAUGGCAGCGUUCAUCAGAGAGAGUAUGGCAGCGUUCAUCAGAGAGAGUAUGACAGCGUUCAUCAGAGAGAGUAUAGCAGCGUUCAUCAGAGAGAGUAUGACAGCGUUCAUCAGAGAGUAUGGCAGCGUUCAUUAG